AUGAUGAGGCAGAAAGCAGAGGUGGAGGCAGCCAUGAUGAGGCAGAAAGCAGAGGUGGAGGCAAACCUUUAUGUUUUGAAGCUGGAAAGUAAAGCUGUGGCCGCAUCUAAAGAGGCAGCCAUAUUUGAAGCAGCUGCAGCAGAUUUGGAAGAAGGACAUCUUGGCAAAGUGGAGACAGCAGGAAGAAAAGCAUGCAACAUUAUAGUGGAGUCACUUGAUGGGAAAACUAAAGCAGCACUCCCUCCUCUGUUGGAAUGUAACAACUUGCCUGACGACAGGUCAGAGAUUCCCACUCCGGAGAUCACACAGUAUUUUCCACACCUCAGGCAAGUGACUGACAAGAUUCCUCCCCUCGACACCAAUGCUCCUAUUCUCCUUCUGCUCGGAAGAGACAUUCUGCGUCUACAUAAGGUGCGUGAACAGUGUAACGGGCCUCACAACUCCCCCUACGCCCAGCGCCUUGACCUUGGCUGGGUCAUAGUUGGAGAAAUAUGCCUGGAUGGGACUCACAAUUCAAACAAUGUCAACGUCUACAAGACCCAUGUCCUUCAAAAUGGACGCCCAUCCUUUCUUAAGCCGUGCACGAACAGCAUUCAGGUGAAGGAAAGGUUAAAUGGUCCAGCCAAGCAUCAUCUUCCAGCCCCAUCUCACAGCCUGGAAAACGUCCUUAAUGGAAGUUUAGAUUGUAUAGGAGAAAGUGUGUUUCGAAAAACACCUGAUGACGACAAACCAGCCCUGUCUGUGGAUGACAAGGUCUUUCUCCGAAUCAUGGAAAACGAGGUGUAUAUGGAUGAUGAAAACCACUGGGUGGCACCACUGCCCUUUCGCUUCCCCCGCAAGCCCCUUCCUAAUAACAGGGAACAUGCCUUGCAGCGUCUUUCCUCUCUCCAGCGCUCAUUCAGAAGGAGACCAGACAUGAAAGAGCAUUUAUUUGACUUCAUGCAGAAGGUCAUUGACAACCACCAAGCCGAGCCAGCUCCACAACUGCAGCAUGGACAAGAGUGCUGGUAUUUGCCUACAUUCGGUAUUUACCACCCGCAAAAACCAGGGAAAAUAAGAGUGGUUUUUGAUUCCAGCUCUCAGUACAAAGGAGUGUCAUUGAACGACGUUCUCCUCAGUGGACCCAACCUCAACAACACUCUAAUUGGGGUCCUACUGAGAUUCAGAAGGGAGCAAAUAGCUGUCACAGCUGACGUAGAACAGAUGUUCUAUUGUUUCAAGGUCACACAGGACCAUCGCAACUUCCUGCGGUUUGUGUGGCACAGAGACAACGACCCAGAUAACGAGAUUGUUGACUACUGGAUGACAGUGCACGUGUUUGGGAACAGUCCAUCACCAGCAGUAGCAACAUACGGGCUGAGAAAGGCUGCAGAGCAAGGGGAAACUGAACAUGGCACAGACUCAAAGGAGUUUGUAUUCAGGAACUUUUAUGUCGAUGAUGGACUAAUUUCAGUGUCAAAAGAAGAUGAAGCCAUUGAUCUGCUACAGCGAACCAAGAGCCUACUGGCUGAGUCCAAUUUGAGGCUUCGCAAAAUAGCUUCAAACAGUGCCAGGGUCAUGGAGGCCUUUCCUCUUGAAGAACGAACAAGCGACUUUAAAGAUCUGGAUUUGGGAGCCGACCCUUUGCCUCUCCAACGGAGUCUGGGCAUAAGCUGGGAACUCAAUAAUGACAGUUUCACCUUUAAAGUUUCACAGGACAUUAAACCGUUCACUCGUCGAGGCAUACUGUCCACUGUGAACAGUCUCUUUGAUCCCCUGGGCAAGGCUUUGGUAAGAGAACUUUCUUCAGAGCAGUACGAGUGGGACGUCCCACUCCCACCAGAGAAGGAAGCUCAGUGGAAAGCUUGGACUGACUCCUUAACUGAGCUGGAACAGAUUCAAGUACCAAGACCAUAUACCCCGGUCUCAAUGUCAUCUUGCAAACGAACAGAACUUUGUGUUUUCUCAGACGCUUCUACAAGGGCAAUUGCUGCCGUAGCAUACCUACGUGUUCUUGACUCUGAUGGGAAAUGGCAUGUAGGCUUUGUGAUGAGCAAAUCAAAGCUAGCACCUUACCCAUUGCACACCAUACCUCGCCUGGAGCUGUGUGGGGCAGUGUUGGCGGUUGAACUGGCAGAACUAAUCAAGUCUGAGAUUGACUUGGAGUUGAAGGCAGUCAGGUUCUUCACGGACAGUCGCGUUGUUCUUGGCUACAUCUACAACAAUUCAAGGCGGUUCUACACCUACGUAGCUAACAGAGUAGCUCGCAUAAGGAACAGUACUAACCCAGAACAGUGGCUCUAUGUGAAAACUGAAGUGAACCCUGCUGACCACGGAACAAGGCCAAUACCAGCAGCUUGUCUGAUGUCAUCCAGUUGGUUCUUUGGCCCUCAAUUUCUCCGUCAGACAGAUACAGAGCAAGAAAAUAAGACUGAAUCAUUUGAACUUGUGCAACCAGAGACUGAUAAAGAAAUGUAUCCUCAAGUUAUCUCUCUUGCAACCAAGGUCACAGAGCAGAGUCUCGAAUCACAACGGUUCAAACAUUUCUCUACUUGGAAGGCUCUAGUAAGAGGUAUGGCAACACUCAUUCAUGUAGCCAAGUCCUAUUCCAGCAAGUCUCACACUGUAGAGUGCAAUGGAUGGCAUCACUGCAAACAGUCACACACCUCAGAGCUCUCUCAGGCCAAAACAAUCAUCUUGAAGGCAGUGCAGCAGGAUGUUUACAAGAACGAGGUGGACUGCGCAACUCAGGGCAUUAAUGUUCAUAGCCACAGCUCUCUUGUGAAACUGGACCCAUUUCUUGACAAGGAUGGAUUGCUGAGAGUUGGGGGUCGCAUCCAUAAAGCCCAAUUGGAAGACCAAGAGAAACAUCCACUCAUCCUGCCAGCCAGUCAUCAUGUUGCCACUCUCUUAGUCCGACACUAUCAUGAUCAAGCAGCUCACCAAGGUCGCCAUUUAACAGAGGGCGCACUGCGCACUGCCGGUGUCUGGAUAGUAGGAGGGAAGAGGCUCAUUUCGAGUAUAAUAUUCAAAUGUGUCAUCUGCAGGAAGUUGAGAGGCAAGUUUGAGGUUCAGAAAAUGUCCGAUCUGCCUGCUGACAGACUGUCCAUGGAUCCACCUUUUACACAUGUAGGGCUUGAUGUCUUUGGUCCAUGGAGUGUGAUAACUCGUCGCACAAGAGGUGGUGCUGCUGAGAGUAAAAGAUGGGCAGUCAUUUUCACAUGUCUCAGUAUGAGAGCUGUUCACUUGGAGGUUAUUGAAACCAUGUCCACCUCAAGUUUCAUUAAUGCCUUGAGGCGCUUCCUGUCGAUUCGUGGACCUGUCAAACACCUCAGGUCAGACAGAGGCACAAACUUUAUUGGAGCAUGCAGAGAGCUUCAGAUAAACACGGACGAUCCUGAGAUCAAGGACUAUCUGCAAGACCAUGGUUGUACAUGGAUAUUUAACGCACCUCAUUCCUCACAUAUGGGUGGAGCUUGGGAGAGGAUGAUUGGUGUGGCUCGACGGGUCCUUGAUGCACUGCUGUUGAAGAAUAAGGAUAAACUGACCCAUGAAGUCCUGGCCACUUUGAUGGCUGAAGUUAUGGCCAUCAUGAACGCCAGGCCUCUGGUUCCCAUCUCUUAUGAUACAGACAACCUUCCUGAGAUACUCUCACCUGCUACUCUUCUAACCCAGAAGGCGAGUGUGACACCCACACCCCCGGGGGACUUUGAACUGGAUCACCUAUGUAAGGUACAGUGGCGCCAGGUCCAGAGCUUGGCGAACUCCUUCUGGAAACGGUGGAAGCAGGAGUAUCUGGCAACUCCUCAGCCUCGGAGGAAGUGGACCGAGGAGCAGCCUAAUCUCCAGGACGGUGACGUUGUUUUGUUAAAGGACGUUCAAGCACAACGUAAUGACUGGCCUCUUGGUCUGAUAGUAAAGGCCAUUCCAAGUUCGGACUGCAAGGUGCGAAAGGUCAUGGUGAAGACCUUAGGUCAAGGGACAGCUAAAAGGUACCUUAGGCCCAUCAGCGAUGUGGUGUUACUGAUACCAAGGGUAAAAAGAUGUAAAUAGUGGUAAAAAGAUUUACCAAGCGGGGAGUGUUCUGACACCAUAGUGUAU
This is a messenger RNA of Trematomus bernacchii (emerald rockcod), 4080 nucleotides long. RefSeq lists its product as uncharacterized. Gene Ontology annotation, molecular function: nucleic acid binding. NCBI's taxonomy places the organism in Eukaryota, Metazoa, Chordata, Actinopteri, Perciformes, Nototheniidae. The record is from RefSeq and is a predicted model, not a curated record. Gene Ontology annotation, biological process: DNA integration. The transcript is spliced from 3 exons. The coding region runs from base 1 to 4032 and encodes 1343 amino acids.